This is a messenger RNA of Stylonychia lemnae, 333 nucleotides long. NCBI's taxonomy places the organism in Eukaryota, Ciliophora, Spirotrichea, Sporadotrichida, Oxytrichidae. The record is from the annotation of a GenBank genome assembly.
AUGGGAGCAAUUCGAUCAUGCUGCGGAUACUACUGCGCAUUUAUUAUGUUCAUUGGCAUAUUCUUCUUCAUUCUCACUAUCAUACUUGAGCUUACUAAAAACCAAUACACUCUAUUUAAGCUUCAAGAAUUUGAUUUCGAGAAGGAAAACGGUGAGAAAGUAAAGUGGGAUUAAGCCAAGCAACAAGCUGAUGAUAAAGUAAAUGACAGAGUUAUCUCAAUGGCAAUUGCUAUUGCCAUCAACUUUGUUUGCAUUUUCUUCUGCAUUGGAUGUGUCAGAAUUGGAGCAAAGAAGGAAGUUCAAGAAGACGAGCAGCAAUAACUUAUCAUUUGA